Molecule: messenger RNA, 2175 nt
Organism: Puccinia graminis f. sp. tritici CRL 75-36-700-3
Lineage: Eukaryota; Fungi; Basidiomycota; Pucciniomycetes; Pucciniales; Pucciniaceae
Exons: 8
Coding region: 38-2023 (661 amino acids)
Biological process (GO): protein dephosphorylation
Molecular function (GO): protein serine/threonine phosphatase activity
Source: RefSeq, a predicted model, not a curated record
CUGACUGCUGACCGGCAAUGGUAAUCAAACCAAAAUCAUGACAAGCCUCAACAUCACCCGUCAAGCAACCCGACUCAACUCCUUCAACUACACCUCUUCGACACGAGUAUCGCCUAACUGGACGUACCGCGCCUCGCAUUCUCUUCGAGUCAAACCUCGACUGAUCCAUUCAGGAUCUAAUCCCUCUCCGCCACCACCCAAAAAGCGGGCACUUGUCGACAUCGCGCUCAUUGCUGCUGGUUUCUUUUCGAUCGGAGCUACCGUCCUCUGGCUUCAAUCCAACAGACAGAAGAAAGUUGAUGACCCUCUAUUUGGGGCCGCACAAAGCAGAGAGCAAUUCGAAAUCCCGAUCGCCAGCCAUACUGGCUCUCCCGGUGCAAAGAAAAUCUUGACCAUGUUAUCGACUCAGGAGGUGAAUCAACUCUUGAAGAAAUACGAGACUACUUUCUCCGUCGAUCGAGUGGGAAACCCAGUUUACCGAUACGAUACCAAUCAUGUGGCAUCAAAUGCGCCAAUAGAAGAUGACUCGUUAUGUGCUGUCAUGACUCGAGAUCAGUCAGAGUCAGAUCCCAAAUCACUUUUGAAACCAUCUGCCAAGGAUAUGCUUUUUUUCGGUGUUUUUGAUGGUCAUUCUGGUUGGCAGACCUCGAAACUAUUGGCCGAGCAGCUCCUCCCCUCAGUCAACCGAGAACUACACUCCGUCUUUCGCAGUGAACCGGAAUACGUAACGGCCUAUCUUGCGAAGCAACUAGCUCAAGCCCAUCCUGAUAAGAAAGCCACCGAUGGAGCUCGCGAGGUUCAAAUCCCGAAGGGUGUAAUGGAAAAGAUUUGGAACAUCGUCACAUGGAACAAUCGACAUAACCGAACGGUGAUUGACAAUCUCGACCAAGACGAUGAUGUUGUUAAGCUUGCUAUUCAAAACGCCUUCGUGAAGCUAGACAAUCAAAUUGUGGGUCGACCUCUGCAGAUGCUGGCGGCAUACGAGGCGCAACGGAAGUCUGGCGACAAGAGUAUUCCUAAAGCUUAUGGCGCCGACGUUACCCCACAACAAACAGCCUCCCUACAAACUCUGCUGCCAGCCUUAAGUGGUUCUUGCGCUUUGCUUGCAUAUAUCGAUACUCUCCGAUCAAAAGUACAUGUAGCGUGCACUGGUGAUUCCAGAGCGGUCAUGGGAGUCUGGGAUCCGAAAGCCAAUAAUGGUAAAGGGAAAUGGAAGGCCCAAUUGCUUAGCGAAGAUCAAGAAGGCAUGAAUCCGAGAGAAGUUGAAAGAAUGCGAUCAGAACAUCCCCCUGAAGAACGAGAAAAUGUCAUCAGGCGCGGUAGGGUGCUGGGAGGUUUACAGCCCACAAGAGCCUUCGGGGAUGCACGUUAUAAGUGGCCAGUCGGCAUCCAAGAAAAGCUCUAUGAAGCCUUCCAUCCAUCAGGAAGGGCAAGACGUGAUCCAAUUGACUACCUCACCCCACCUUAUGUUACCGCCAAGCCUGAAGUCGUCUCAACCUCAAUCCCUACUCCAAGUGAGACCGAUAAGCCAGCUUUCGUUGUUUUGGCAACUGACGGUCUGUGGGACAGACUAGAAACAGCUGAAGUGGUCGGGCUAGUUGGCAGAUGGAUCGAAAUGGGUGGCCAGCAUCCCUCGAUCUUAUCCUCUAAACAGCGGGUCUUGGCUAAGAAUCAAGUCGCGGCGGCCGAUCAAGUGGAAGUAAUCUGCCCUCCCGGAGGUUUUACGCCCACCGCACAUGAUCCUCAAAGUUCUUCGCAACAAUCUUUUAUUUUUGAAGACACAAACGUUGCCACUCACCUGAUCCGCAAUGCUCUUGGAGGUGCAAGUCGAGAAAAAGUGGGAGCACUUCUUAGUAUUCCUGCUCCGCAUUCAAGACGAUACCGAGAUGACAUAACGGUCACUGUUGUAUUCAUUGAUCCUGAGAAGAGCUCUCAGAAUAGUUCGAGCCGAGAUAAUGAUAGGGUUGUCGGGGAAGGAAUAACAAAAACAAAACCUGAAUUAAUCGGAAUCUCAAAGCUUUAAAGUAAUGUUGAAGUUUAGUUCGUCUUUAUUUGACAUGAAGCUACAAGAUCUUCGUAGCUUGUCCCUCAUAAGGCGUUAUUUCAUGUUCCUUCUUGAACGCCUACUCGAAAUCAGAAAACUCGUGGUAACGCGAUCUUACCGCUUGAGGGCUC